UCGUGCGGGACCCCGGGGGGAGCCCGGCCCUGGGCGGCGGGGAUGAGUGACGGGGACCGUGCUGCCGCAGCGUCCCGGGACCCGGUGCGCCGGGGCGCGCCUGGGCGCGGCGUGCGAACACCGGGCGCUGCUGCUUCGGAGACCCGCUCGCCUCGCGCGGCCACCGCCCCGCCGCUCGCAGCUGCAGCCUGAAGCAGCGACGUGGCAGGAGGCGAUCGGCAAAGCCCGGCGGCUGUUCCUCCGGGGGAGGAGGUGGCGAGGGCACUGACGGUGAGGCAGCAGGAUGAAGUUGGAGUGGUGUAGUCGACUUGCCCCUUGCUCCAAGACAACCAGCCAGACCUUUCUGCUUGGAGGAGUGUUCAUUGCAUUGGGCUCAAGUCGAAUCCUCCUGAUGAAGUAUUCUGCCAAUGAAGAUAACAAGUAUGAUUACCUUCCUGCAACAGUGAACAUGUGUUCUGAAGUAGUAAAACUGGUCCUAUGUGUAGUGUUGGCACUCUGGAAUAGGAAAAAAGAAAAGGGUUGUAUGGAUCACCUCUCUGAAUGUUUUUCCUGGAAGAAUGUAUGCAAUUCCAUGAAAUGGUCAAUUCCUGCCUUUCUUUACUUUUUGGAUAACUUGAUUGUCUUCUACGUACUGUCCUACCUCCAGCCAGCAAUGGCUGUACUCUUCUCAAAUUUUGUCAUUAUAACAACAGCUCUUCUCUUCAGGAUAGUGCUAAAGCGAAGACUCUCUUGGGUACAGUGGGCGUCUCUGGUGAUUUUAUUCCUCUCCAUUGUUGCCCUGACUCGAGGAACUGGAGGCCACCAGCACAGCUUGGCUGCACAUGGAUUUCAUCACAGUAUGUUUUUUAGGCCAUCUAACCACUGCCUUCUCGCUACUGGACCUGAGGAAGCGUGUGCGGAAAAGGGCAACUGCGCAGCACCAAGUUUCCUUCACAGCUUCCAGUGGAAUGUGACCAGUACCAUGGCAGGAGUAUUGAAGCCUCUCCGCCUCAGCCUGGGCCAUCUGCUUAUUCUAGUGCAGUGUUUUGUGUCUGCCCUGGCUAACAUCUACAAUGAAAAGAUGCUGAAAGAUGUGGAUCAGCUUGGGGAAAGCAUCUUCACACAGAACAGCAAACUCUAUGCCUUUGGGGUGCUGUUCAAUGGGCUCAUGCUGGCACUGCAGGCUAAGAACCGGAGGCAAAUAGGGAACUGUGGCUUCUUUUAUGGGCACAACAUCUUCUCCGUGGCUCUUAUAUUUGUCACAGCUUUCCUGGGGCUGUCUGUAGCCUUCAUCUUGAAGUUCCGAGACAACAUGUUCCAUGUUAUGACUGCUCAGAUCAACACUGUCAUCAUCACCACUGUGUCUUUCGUCAUCUUUGACUUCAGGCCUUCUGUAGAGUUCUUUUUGGAAGCUCCUGUAGUGCUUCUCUCCAUAUUCAUUUAUAAUGCCAGUAAAGCAAGAGGCCUGGAAUAUGCCACUCUGCGGGAAAGGGGAAAACUCAUCAAAGGAGAUGCAUGGGAGAGGUCAAGUGGGGAUGGAGAGGAAUUUGAGAGGUUGAACAAACCAAACAGUGACAUCGAUACAGAUGAAGAUUCCCUCUAGCAUGAGGCUGGCUUGGAGGUGUGCUAUUGCUCACAGUGAGACAGAGUUUAUCUUUUAUUAACACAGGGAAGAGUAAUUUUUCCCCACUGACAGACUAUUUGGAAUUGUUUUGGGGCUGAAUGUCAAAUGUGGAUGAGGACAGUAUUCAAGCUGUAUAUAUGGAGAGUUGUAUUCAUUUAUGCCUGUCACCCAGUGUCUUGGGAAAUGGAAAUCUGGAAUGCCUUUGUAGCAGCUGGUGAAUUUUACAUGCAGCUUACGUGGCCUAACUUUGAAAGAGCUUGAAUAAAACAAAAGUUUAUUGAACAGUAUAAA
This is a messenger RNA of Vidua macroura (Pin-tailed whydah), 1894 nucleotides long. It is a transcript of the gene SLC35A5, whose product is annotated as solute carrier family 35 member A5. Gene Ontology annotation, cellular component: Golgi membrane. Lineage: Eukaryota; Metazoa; Chordata; Aves; Passeriformes; Viduidae. The record is from RefSeq and is a predicted model, not a curated record. Gene Ontology annotation, molecular function: pyrimidine nucleotide-sugar transmembrane transporter activity. Gene Ontology annotation, biological process: pyrimidine nucleotide-sugar transmembrane transport. The transcript has 7 exons. Bases 284 to 1582 code for a protein of 432 amino acids.